Molecule: messenger RNA, 2722 nt
Organism: Sorex fumeus (smoky shrew)
Lineage: Eukaryota; Metazoa; Chordata; Mammalia; Eulipotyphla; Soricidae
Gene: ARHGAP27
Product: Rho GTPase activating protein 27
Exons: 16
Coding region: 20-2635 (871 amino acids)
Biological process (GO): regulation of GTPase activity; signal transduction
Cellular component (GO): cytoplasm
Molecular function (GO): protein binding
Source: RefSeq, a predicted model, not a curated record
GAGACACGUCGCGGCCGCGAUGGCAGCCGACGUCGAGGGGGACGUGUACGUGCUGGUGGAGCACCCGUUCGAGUACACGGGCAAGGAUGGGCGCCGGGUGGCCAUCCAGCCCAACGAGCGCUACCGCCUGCUGCGCCGCAGCACCGAGCACUGGUGGCACGUGCGGCGCGAACCGGGCGGCCGCCCCUUCUACCUGCCCGCGCGGUAUGUGCGCGAGCUGCCCGCGCUCGGCGACCCCGCGCCCACCCCGCUGCCCGCAGUGCCCCACCCGAGCCCCGCGGUCCCCGAGCCGCUCGCCUACGACUACCGCUUCGUGAGCGCGCCGGCCGAGCCCCGGGGCCGAGCGGGCUCCCUGUGCGUCCCGUCGCGGCUCCAGCGCGGCAGCCUGGCGCCCGGCCUGCCCGCCUGCCUGUACACGCGGCCCGCAGCGCCUGUGCGGCCCGCGCAGUCCCUGGACGACCUGGCGCGCGCGGGCGCCGCGCCCCCCGCCGGCCUGCUCGGGAGCACCGGCAGCUUCAAAGCCUGCAGCGUGGCGGGCUCCUGGGUGUGCCCGCGGCCGCUGGCGCGCAGCGACUCGGAAAACGUCUACGAGGCCAUCCAGGAUGUGUGCGAGCCGCCGCCGGACGAGCGCGCCAAGCAGGUGGAUAACGCGGAGCCCGUGUACGCCAACAUCCAGCGGCAGCCUCCAGCCACGUCGCCCGUCCCGGCCCCGGAGCCCGCCCCAGAGCCAGACCCAGCCCCGCCGCCAGGCCCAGUGUGGGAGACGCACACGGACGCGGACACUGGGCGCCCCUACUACUACAACCCACACACGGGCGUAACCACCUGGGAGUCGCCCUUCGAGGCUGCGGAGGGCGCCGCCAGCCCUGCCACCUCCCCUGCCUCGGUGGGCAGUCACGAGAGCCUCAAUACCGAGUGGGGUCAGUACUGGGAUGAGGAGAGUCAACGGGUGUUCUUCUACAAUCAGCUAACGGGCGAGACGGCCUGGGAGGACGAACCCGAGCACGAAGCUACGGACCAGCCAGAAGAACUGGAGAUGCAACCGGGCCUGAGCCCGGGCAGCCCCAGGGACCAGAGGCCCCCCACCCCUGAGACUGACUACCCGGAGAUGCUGGUCAGUUACCCUGAGGAGGACUAUUCGCCAGUGGGCUCCUUCAGUGAGCCCAGCCCCAACUCUCCCUCGGCUGCCCCCCCUGGCUGGUCUUGCCACACAGACACCAAUGGAGAGAUGGUCUACACCAACGACUUCAGCCUAGAGCAGUGGGUGAGAUUAGAGGACCACGGAAAGCCUUACUUCUAUAGCCGAAGUGAUUCCUCUGUCCGCUGGGAGCUGCCUCAGGUCCCUAUCCCUGCCCCUCGAUACACCCUCAAAUCCAGCCUGGACAGUGAGAGCCCUGCCGAGCCCACGCCUCCCAAGGAGAAGAUCAAGACCCUGGACAAGGCAGGUGUUCUCCAUCGCACCAAGACAGUGGACAAGGGCAAGCGGCUCCGGAAGAAGCACUGGAGCGCCUCCUGGACCGUCCUGGAGGGCGGCGUCCUGACUUUCUUCAAAGACUCCAAGAGCUCCACAGCAGGUGGCCUGAGGCAGCCCUCCAAGAUCUCCACCCCCGAGUACACAGUGGAGCUGAAGGGGGCCUCCCUCUCCUGGGCCCCCAAAGACAAGUCCAGCAAGAAGAACGUGUUGGAGCUGCGGAGUCGAGACGGCUCAGAGUACCUGAUCCAGCAUGACUCAGAGGCCAUCAUCAGCACCUGGCACAAGGCUAUCACCCAGGGCAUCCAGGAGCUGGCCCCGUUUCUGCAGUCCGCAGACCUCCCGCUGGAGGAAGACAGGGAGAGCAGCCCAGCGGUGGACUUCGGGUCCAGCGAGCACCUGGGGAGCUGGCGGGAGCGAGAGGAGCAGCAGCAGACCGGCGCAGCCGGCCUGACCCUGGGCCCGGGGGGUCUGGAGAGCGACCUGAACCGGGUGCGGCUCAAGCUGCGCAAAUUCCUGCAGAGGCGGCCCACGCUGCAGGCGCUCCGGGAGAAGGGCUACAUCAAAGACCAGGUGUUCGGCUGCUCUCUGGCCGAGCUGUGUGAGCGCGAGAAGAGCCCCGUGCCGCGCUUCGUGCAGCAGUGCAUCCGCACCGUGGAGGCCCGGGGUUUGGACAUGGACGGCCUGUACCGCAUCAGCGGGAACCUGGCUACCAUCCAGAAGUUGCGCUAUAAGGUGGACCACGAUGAGCGUCUGGACCUGGACGACGGGCGCUGGGAGGACGUCCACGUUAUCACCGGGGCCCUGAAGCUCUUCUUCCGGGAGCUGCCCGAGCCGCUCUUCCCCUUCUCCCACUUUCGCCAGUUCAUCGCGGCCAUCAAGCUCCAGGACCAGGCUCAGCGCAGCCGCUGUGUGCGGGACCUGGUGCGCUCUCUGCCCGCCCCCAACCACGACACACUGCGGCUGCUCUUCCAGCACCUGUGCAGGGUGAUCGAACACGGCGAGAAGAACCGCAUGUCGGUGCAGAGCGUGGCCAUCGUGUUCGGGCCCACGCUGCUGAGGCCCGAGACGGAGGAGAGCAGCAUGCCCAUGACCAUGGUGUUCCAGAACCAGGUGGUGGAGCUCAUCCUGCAGCAGUGCUCCGACAUCUUCCGGCCACACUGACCCCGGCGCAUCUGCGCCUGCACCUGCUCCCCUGCGGCGGCGGCGGCGGGCGCUGCGGCGCCGGGCACGGGGCGCGCGGGUUUGAAC